Messenger RNA from Python bivittatus (Burmese python), 1286 nucleotides. RefSeq names its product ankyrin repeat and SOCS box containing 9 (gene ASB9). Gene Ontology annotation, molecular function: protein binding. The record is from RefSeq and is a predicted model, not a curated record. Lineage: Eukaryota; Metazoa; Chordata; Lepidosauria; Squamata; Pythonidae. Gene Ontology annotation, biological process: positive regulation of protein catabolic process; protein ubiquitination; intracellular signal transduction.
UAUUCAGUCAAUGAAGAGGUGCAUUCUGAACAUGCCUAGGUAUUUUGGUCACUGGGGACGGUGGCUGCAGAAAUCCCUUAAUAAAUAACUCAUGGAACUUGAUUUUUUUUUUUUUUGGUUGAUUGGUUGGUUUGUUUUAAAAGAGGCAAGUUGGAAUUUGAACUCUCAUGAUUUCAACUGUGAAGUGGAAUAACUGUAGCCCAGGAUUGCAAUGGAUGUGGAAGAAGAAAAUACCGGUCUUAGUCUAUUUCGAAGUUCAGGAAGCCUCACUCAUCCAGGUUAUCUACUGAAUCCACUGAUGGGUGAUUUUGUUUCUGACUGGUCUCCUUUACAUGAAGCAUCCAUUCAUGGGAGACUGCUCGCUCUGAAGAAACUCAUCGAUCAGGGAGCUAGUGUGAAUCUUAGGACAGCAGAUUGUGUAUCUCCUCUCCAUGAAGCUUGCUUAGGAGGACAUGCUGCUUGUGCCAGUGUUUUAUUAAAACAUGGGGCCAACGUAAAUGCAACUACUAUUGACUGGAACACACCUCUGUUCAACGCUUGUGUCAGUGGUAGUGUAGACUGCUUGAACUUGCUACUACAACAUGGAGCCAGCCCACAUCCAGUGUGCGACCUGGCAUCCCCCAUCCAUGAAGCUGCUAAAAGAGGUCAUACCAAAUGUGUGGAAACUCUUCUAUCCAGUGGAGUCAGUAUUGACCACAACAUUAAGCAUCUCGGUACUCCACUUUAUGUCGCUUGUGAGAAUCAACAGUUGAACUGUGCCAAAAAGUUACUUGAGUCAGGAGCAAGUGCAAAUAGUGGGAAAGGCCUGGAUUCUCCUCUCCACAUAGCUGCUCAAACUUCUGACGUUGACAUGGUCCACUUGCUCAUUGAUUUUGGAGCAAAUGCUAGGGCUGUUAAUGCUGACGGCAAAAAGCCAAUAGAGCUGGUUCCAGCCAACAGUGCACUACUGCAGAUAUUACUGCAGAGAGAAGGGCCCUUCUCCUUGAUGCAGUUAUGUCGCCUGUGCAUCCGGAGUUACUUGGGAGUCAAAAAGAAACAGAGAAUUAGUGAACUUACCUUACCAGAUGAGCUAAAGAGGUUUCUUUUAUAUCUAUAAAAGUGUUAUAUUCCUUGCUGAUAUAUACGAGUUUUACUUCUUAGCAAAAUUGUUUGUACAAUUUACAUUCCAAAUACCCAAUCAGGGUUUUCAAUAGGACUAGUUUGUAUGUCUCUGCAUUUUUUAAUGGUUAGUUCCUAUUUGUACAUUAAAUAAAUUUGAGAACUAAAUUAAACUUCAAUUCCACACA